This is a messenger RNA of Pseudomassariella vexata, 2181 nucleotides long. RefSeq lists its product as uncharacterized. The coding region runs from base 200 to 1705 and encodes 501 amino acids. Gene Ontology annotation, molecular function: protoporphyrin ferrochelatase activity. The transcript has 4 exons. Gene Ontology annotation, biological process: heme biosynthetic process. Lineage: Eukaryota; Fungi; Ascomycota; Sordariomycetes; Amphisphaeriales; Pseudomassariaceae. The record is from RefSeq and is a predicted model, not a curated record.
GCGGUAUGAGAGCAUCAUUUCAUGACAGUUGUUGGGGAGAGUUUUUUCCUUCCAUUAGCCAUUAUUGGAACUCCAUGCAACACUUGUGCUUUUUCUAGAUGAGAGCACUGAGCUCUAGCGCAUAUUAUUCACCUGUCUGCUUCGUUUUUCUGCGACACCACUCCGUACUGCGCGUCGGGUUUUGCGACGCGAAUCAAACAUGUCUCUGCGACACUCUGCAGGGCAGCUCUCCAAGAGAGCUUGCUCUACCGCAUCACCAGCUUCAGCAAGCCCAGCCCUUCCAUCCCUCCUACUUCCCAAGCACAGAAUAAUACAGAUGCGGACCUUUGCGACACCAGUGCCGCCCGUAACGCAGAAUGCAGUCGGUUCCCAGGGCCCGACCGCCAUGGUCUUCCUGAACAUGGGCGGUCCGUCAACAACGGACGAAGUUGGUGACUUUUUGAGUCGACUAUUUGCUGAUGGCGACCUGAUUCCGUUAGGGCGGCUGCAAAACUACUUAGGACCUCUAAUCUCAAGCCGCCGAACUCCCAAAAUCAAAAAACAAUAUGCCUCUAUUGGAGGAGGCUCGCCAAUCCGCAGGUGGUCCGAACAUCAGAACAAGGAGAUGUGCAAGAUCCUCGACAAGAUAUCACCCGAGACCGCACCCCAUAAACCCUACGUCGCAUUCCGAUACGCUGAUCCCUUGACUGAAGAGAUGUACAAACAACUUCUCGCGGACGGCUUCGGAAACGGCAAGGGCGGCAGAGCAGUGGCAUUUACACAAUACCCUCAAUACUCCUGCUCGACGACGGGAAGCAGCCUGAACGAGCUCUGGAAAUGGCGCCAACGCUUGGAAGGCAAAGCCGGCCGUGGCACAAUUCAAUGGAGUGUCAUUGACAGGUGGCCGGUUCACCCGGGGCUUGUUGAAGCUUUCGCCAAGAACAUUGAGGACAAGCUGUCAGAGUAUCCCAAGGAGAGAAGGGACAAGGUGGUGCUAUUAUUCUCAGCUCACAGCUUGCCAAUGAGCGUGGUAAACAGAGGAGAUCCAUAUCCUGCCGAAGUGGCAGCAACAGUAUAUGCCGUUAUGCAGCGUCUGGCGUUUUCCAAUCCAUACAGACUGUGUUGGCAAUCGCAAGUCGGCCCAUCGGCCUGGCUUGGUCCCCAAACAUCCGAUUCGGUGGAGAACUACAUCGCCAAGGGACAGAAGGAUCUUAUUUUGAUCCCAAUUGCCUUCACGUCGGAUCACAUCGAGACGCUCUACGAGCUGGACCAAGAGGUGAUAGGAGAGUCGGGUCAUGCGGACACGGUGAAACGCGUCGAGAGCUUGAAUGGCAGCCCCAUCUUCAUUGAUGCUCUAGCUACUAUUGCGAAGUCGCAUCUUGACAACCGCGUCGCUUGUUCGUACCAGAUGGGUCUCCGGUUUUUUUGCCGGUGUGGAGAACGCAUUUGCGGCAUAAAUGCGAAUGCGUCAUUUGUCUUCGCCAUGAUUGUCGGGCAACAAAUCGCAUGUUGGCCCAUCGAGUUUGCGCCUUAUGGAUGUCUAGUUCGAUCCGCGAAUCAUGAAUCACCAUGUUUCCGGAUAGUCACAAUUCUUUAUAACAGACAGAGAAGCUCCGCGGAGCUCGCAGUAGUCAAGCCUUAUCAUCGGAUUCAGGUUCAACAUAGAUUUAACAUAGCAGACUUGUUGGCUGCCUUUCUUCAAGUGACGCAGCAUUCGCGGCCGUAAUACUGCAACGCUAACGACCGUGCCCAGAGCUUGGAUCCGAGACAAUCGUAAUCCCCAUACAACUCGGAUAUGAUCUACAAUUAGCCCGACAUGGGCCGUUGAUCACUUCAUCCACGACUACCUCGCCUACUGACGUCAUGGCGUCAUCGAUUUUAUCGUGGGAAGUUCUUUGGUGCGUAUCCCAAGAGCCAACAGAUGAGAAUUCCCAGAUAACUGCUACUACGGCAAAUUUGAAUACACAUCAAGCACACGUAGUCGUACUGCCUAAGCCGUCAACAUGGAACGGAACAAAUGUCAGCCUCACGGAAAUGCAUUGGAAUGUCUUACUUUGGGCUCUCUGCUCCUAACUCGGCGUUUCCGGACACUCGGUUCGGUCCAGUGUACUGCGUUAGUUAUGUACACCUCUCCAGGUGAAGCAGAUUGUUAGCGCAGUACAACACCCCAUAAUGUUUACUAGUCUUAUGAUUGUUUUCAAG